Molecule: messenger RNA, 2526 nt
Organism: Globicephala melas (long-finned pilot whale)
Lineage: Eukaryota; Metazoa; Chordata; Mammalia; Artiodactyla; Delphinidae
Source: RefSeq, a predicted model, not a curated record
AUGGAGAGCUUCAUGGAGUCGCUAAACCGGCUAAAGGACGUCCAUGAGAAUGAGAUCACGGGCCUGCAGAACAAGCUUCUGGAACUGAACUCAGAGAGGUGCCGGGACGCCCAGAGGGCGGAGGAGCUCUGUGCCAAGAACCGUCAGCUCAGGGAGCAGCAGAGGGCGCUGAAGGAGAACCUGCGGGCGCUGGAGAACAGGCUGCGGGCCGGCCUGUGCGACCGCUGCAUGGUCACCCAGGAGCUGGCCAGGAAGAAGCAGCAGGAGUUCGAGAGCUCCCUGCUCCAGAGCCUGCAGCAUGUCUUCCUACUCACGACCGAGCUGACCCGGCUGCAGGAGGAAAACGAUGCCUUGAAGGAGGAGGUGAAGCAGCUGCGGGGCCCAGGGUGAGUGGGGGGAGACAGGGCCAAGCCCCAGUUCAGGGAGGGUGCCCCAGGACCCCUGUCACCCCUGCUGUUCCCCUCCCUGGGCACCCGGAAGGCCGUCACUGAGAAGCCACUGGAAGGCCAUGAGGAGGUGGAGGACGGCCACGCAGGUGCGGGUCCGCGGGGCACAGAAAGGCCGGUGGGGUACGGGACGUCUCCAGUAGCCAAAAUCUCCCCGGGUGCCAACCUGCCUGAGCCCCGGGCCCCGGACAUGAGCCCCCAGCACAUCUCCAACCAGCUACACGGGACCAUCGCCGUGAUGCGGCCAGGGUCCCGGGCCUGCUCUGCCAACCGGGGCUCCGUCAACGGGACGUCCCCACUGCCGCCCCCCAGGAGCAGCCCCCCAAGCCCGUCUGGAGAGCACAGCCUCCCUCUGGACAGCUUCCUGCAGGCCUCUCUGCCCUCUGCCAAGCCCUGCGAGUCCCCGAAGAGCUCCGUCCAGGCUGACCGCCUCUGCCACCUGAACCGCCACCUGGCCCUGCCCCGUGGGAGCCCUCACAGCGGCCCCCAGGCCCCCGCCACAGCCCCCAGCGGCCCCCAGCCCCCGGGCCUCAAGGCCGGGGAGGCGGAGGCCUGGCAGGAGCCCGUGGGUCUGCUGGGCCUGCCAGGCGCCCUGGUGGGCGUGCGGGACCCGCGGCUGGAGGGAGCGCUGCACCUGCUCCUGGCCCAGCAGCUGUGGGCGCGGGGGCGGGCGGGCGGUGCCGGGCUGAGGGGCCCACCGGAGCCGGGGAAGGCGCCACCCUCCCCGCCAGCCGGCCCCCACUCCAAGGGUCACGGGGGCGGGGCGGCCUGGGCAGCCCUGCCCAGAGGGCAGCACCCACGGCCCGCAGGCCCAGGCAGUCCCGGGGCAAAGGAGGCCUCGGCCACACAGGACUAUGUCCCAGACAAGCCCCUGGACCUCUCGGAGUGGGGCCGGGGCCGAGACGGCGCCCCCAAGCCUGCCAGCCAGCCAGGAUCACUCAGCCCCCCAGGUGCCCACACGCCCAGCCCCAAGCCACCCCAGGGAGUGGAGCCCUCUGCACAGUCUGGGGUCCAGGGGCUCGGCGACUGCACCAAGGGGGCCGAAGAGGCAGAGGCAGAAGAGCCUCCACCUUCCACGGCCCCAGCCUGCCCUCUCCAAGUGGGCCAGGACAUGAGGACAGAGGGAGGCCAAAACUGCCCCCUUGCCCGCAAAGGCCUGAUGGAGACGGCCACCCGGGUGAGGGUGAGUACUGGCGUCACGAGAACGCAGGAAGUGGUCCCACAGGGGGCGGGAGAGCUCAGCAAAGCCCAAGGACAGCAGCUGGAGUCGGAUGAGCUAGACAAGCCAGACACCUCGGACAGCGAGGUGGGCCUGAGCACCGAGGCGGGGGCCACGCAGAGCUUGCCAGCCGAGGGACCCAGGGGUUUCUGCGCCACGGAGCAUGGGCGGGGCCCACAGAAGAGGAAGCGGGCCUCAGACCAGUGGAGCAAAGUCCCACCGGGAUGGGGUGGGCACUCCUGGACCCUCUUGUGCACCUUCCAAAAGGAGCAGCAGCAGAGGGUGCUGCUCCACGUGGCAGCUCAGGCCAGGCCUCCGGGCGCCCACGAGAGCCUUAGAACGCCUGAGCUAGCUGAUACUGCAUGCUGCCUGGUGUUUGUCCAAGCAGGCCUGCGUCGCAGGCUGGGCUGUGGCCGCCACAAUGCGCCAUUGUUGCCGGGAAGCCUCGAAGAAGCCAUCCUGAGGAAUAAGGAACCUAGGGGAGCCAGGAGCCCGAGGGACCCCAAGGACGGCAGCCCCUCACCCAGCACCAGCAGCUGGGAAGAGAGCCAGGGGCACCCCAGCCUGCCCAGCCGUGCUCCCCACCCGACUGCCAGCGGCCAGGACAGCCCAUGCCGCCAGCCAGCAGACGGCCCCAGCAGCAGCGUAGCGGACUGGGUCCUGGCCCACAUCCAAAGGGGAGGCGCUCUGCAGGCCAGGGCUGUGUCUGCCCCGUCCCCCAACACCUGCACGGAGGAGAGAAAUGCGUGUGCCGUGUAUGGUUCCACGGAGGAGCAUUCACAGCUGCGUGGGCAAACCACACGGCAAGUGCCGGUCUCCAACCGCCGGGAAGCCCCAGCGCUGGUGACAGCCCCGGGCUGA